Messenger RNA from Lytechinus variegatus (green sea urchin), 2105 nucleotides. RefSeq names its product GPI transamidase component PIG-S-like (gene pigs). Gene Ontology annotation, biological process: attachment of GPI anchor to protein. The record is from RefSeq and is a predicted model, not a curated record. Gene Ontology annotation, cellular component: GPI-anchor transamidase complex. The transcript is spliced from 14 exons. NCBI's taxonomy places the organism in Eukaryota, Metazoa, Echinodermata, Echinoidea, Temnopleuroida, Toxopneustidae. The coding region runs from base 80 to 1741 and encodes 553 amino acids.
GUGAGACCUUCGCCUGAGGCUGAGUGAAAUUUUGGCGUAAAAGUAAAUUUCAGAUUCAGCAUUUAUUUGCUCCUCAACUAUGGCUAAACAAGGUUCAAAAUUACACGAGGAGAGUUCAGCUGGUUGGAGUGAAACCGUUGCUGCUAUAGUUGUAGGUGUCAUGUGUGUUGCCUUUGGAGUUCCUUUGUGGUGGAAAACAACAACUACAUACAGAGCAUCUCUGCCAUAUAAUGAUAUUGAACAGGUCUUUAAACAAGAGACAACAUGCAAGAUUCCCAUAACACUGGUUUUGUGCAGUCAACAGUCAGAUAGUGGCUCAUCAGUAAAGGAGCUAGAAGCACAGCUGGCAAGGUCUUUGAUGUCAGGACAAGAUGGAAGUUCUUCUCUUGGUAUGCAAUACUCCAUUUAUUCCAGGAAUUGUUUAACAGCUGAAAGGAGAUUUAUGGAAGAAUCAUCAUCAGUAAAAGAAUUUGACAGGAAACUGUCUACUCUGCACCAGGACUCUGUUGGUCAGAUCACUUUGUAUAUCUUGGGAGAUUCCUCGGUCUAUUUCCCAGACAAGAAGAUAAAUAUUCAUGUGGGGCAACAUAGAGCUAUUUACAUCAAAGGUUCAAAGCUGGAAGCUCCUUUAGAAUUGACAGCAGAAUUGAUCAAGACUGUGAUAGUGUCUGAAGCCAGUCUGGACAAACAUUACAAGACUGCCAGAGGUGUCAUCCACACAGUGGCUGAUCUGGAAAGCAUGCGUUCCUUCCGUUACAAUCCUGGCUACGAACUCUCUUUCACCUUGCUCAUCCCAGAACCUCACAACAUUCUGGGCCACUGGAAUCUAGAGAAGGAUCAGCAAGUUUAUUUGGACCCAAUGACGAGGAAGCUUGAAGAAUUUGCCGAGUUCACAGUGGCCUCCCAGGUCCUCUACUACACAGGUCUCUCUGUCAAACCAAAGAAGAAAGAUUCCUCAUUCUACUUUCCUCACAGUUCACUACCCCACAUUAUUACUCCAGUGGAAGCCAAGCUAGGAUCGCAUGUGACCAACUUUCCCAAUCUCAACUUUAUAGUCUACAUUCCCCGCGUGGAUCAGUCUCCUUUGUACAUUCACUCCAGCGAUGGAAACCCAGUAAGCACCAAUGCAUUCCUGAGUCCUAGAUGGGGUGGAGUUUUGAUCUAUAAUACACCAAUCCCAGAUGAAAAUGCUACAAGUCCACUACGGGUAGAGGUGAAAAGUCAGGUCAUCAUGCCAGUCUUUUUGGCUCAGUUAAGAUUACUUCUUGGAAUUCCAUCUCCAGAUAAUAUUGAAUCUGUACUAUUAGAGGAACCCAAGGAGCAAUCCAUCUUGGAUUGGGAAUAUGAUAGUCUUCUGAGAAGGCACUGCAUCGAAAACCUAGCCUCAGCUUCAGCCUCACUCUUUUCUCUCUCCCAACUUCUUGAGAAAAUAAGCAAUAUUGUGAUCAAUGAUGACAUAGCAAAACAAGUUUACACAGCGGUUGAGAGUAUACAAAGUGGUCACCGCUUCCUGGCAGAGGGUAAGCUUCACCCUGCUUUCCAUGCAUCAAAGAGGGCGCUAAUAGCUUCGGAAAAAGCUUUCUUUGACCCUUCGCUUCUUCAGCUUCUUUACUUUCCUGAUGAUCAAAAAUUUGCAAUCUACAUUCCUCUGUUCUUGCCUGUCAGUAUACCAGUGGUCUUGUCCCUCUUCAAGGCUGUACAAUGGAUCAGACAACAAAGAAGAAAAGACAAAGUCGACUGAAGAUCAAAGUGAUGACUAUUUGAAAUUUGAGUAAAUUAUUUGUGCAAAGUUUUCAAUGAUUUGACCUUUUUCUGUGAAACUCUUGAGUGAAUUGUCACAAAGGUAUGUUCAUGACUCCAGGGGCCUGUAACACAAAGCUUAGCAAUCAUCGUAAUCAUUUUGUUGCGAUCGAUUGCAUUGAUUACAAUGUGUAAUUCAUCAUGAAUAUUAAGUAUACAAUUAAUCAGUAACCUUUGUGUCAUAGGACCCAGGUCAGGCUUAGGUGGCCAUGCACAUGUUAUUUAACGCAUGGUUUCAUUGGUGGAUGUGCAUGUCCCUUGAUUAUCUGACCAAUGCGUUGCGUUUCAUACCACACUCAUCUGGG